Molecule: messenger RNA, 2876 nt
Organism: Musca domestica (house fly)
Lineage: Eukaryota; Metazoa; Arthropoda; Insecta; Diptera; Muscidae
Gene: Tbh
Product: tyramine beta-hydroxylase
Exons: 9
Coding region: 397-2469 (690 amino acids)
Biological process (GO): norepinephrine biosynthetic process; dopamine catabolic process; octopamine biosynthetic process
Cellular component (GO): secretory granule membrane
Molecular function (GO): dopamine beta-monooxygenase activity; copper ion binding
Source: RefSeq, a predicted model, not a curated record
UAACACAACAUCCAACAUGUUUGACUGCACACAGUACUGGAGUGUAUAAAACGAAAGUAUUAUUCAAUUGUGAACGCAGUUUCAACAAAGCGUUCGUGUGCUCAAGACGUAAACGGCAAAAUAGCAAAAAAAGACAAACAAUUGUGGAAAUCUAAAUAAGUUUGUUGUUAUUACUCUAGAAAAUAAAAGGAAAAAUAUAAAAAUUUUGAAAAAUCAGUCACAUAAUGAAAGAAAACAAAAUAAAAAUAAUGUGAAAUUUUCACAGAAAUAAAAAUCGAAAAAGUAAUUCCAUUAAACAAAGAGUUUGACACAAUCACGCAAAAGGGGCAAAGCGAACGGGAGUGGGCGAAAGAAGAAAAUAAACUUUGUUUUCUCCUUUUUGUUUUUUGAAGAAUAAUGGCGAUGUCGUCGCUGAAAUUAUCAACGGGAAACGGAAAAAGUUCAACAUGGAUGAGCAAAAAACGGCAGCAAUUCAGCCAUCCGCAGCAGUACAUCAAACAUCAACAGCUUCUGUACCCAUGCCGAUCCCGACGAAGCCGUUGGUGUACUAAUAAUUUGCCACGUUCAUAUCAUGCGAAAAUUUCCAGUACAUCGUCCUCGUCCUCGUCGCCGUUGUCGUUGGCGUUGAGGAAUAACGGUAGUUGUAACAACAGCAGCCGUCCCAGCUGGUGGUGGCUUAUGUUGCUGGGUACAUUUAUGUCCUUAUUGCCGCUCAACGUAAUGGCCAAUCGCCUCUCCGACACAAAACUCCACGAGAUUUUAUUGGAUAAUAAAGAAAUCAAACUCAGCUGGAUGGUCGAUUGGUAUAAACAAGAAGUCCUCUUCCACCUCCAAAAUGCCUUCAAUGAACAGCAUCGAUGGUUCUAUUUGGGCUUUUCGAAACGUGGUGGCAUUGGGGAUGCCGACAUUUGUUUCUUCGAAAACCAAAAUGGAUUUUUCAAUGUUGUUACGGACACCUACACGAGUUCGGAUGGCAAGUAUGUGCACAAGGACUAUCAGCAGGACUGUGUACUCUUCAAGAUGGAUGAGUCGACGCUGGCGUUCAAGAGGAAGUUUGAUACCUGUGAUCCGUCGGAUUUUCGUUUCCAUGAAGGUACCAUGUACAUUAUGUGGGCAAGAGGUGAAAAUGAAUUGGAAUUGACAGAUUAUCAAUUUCCCUUCCCAAAUGUCUCCUCCCAUGAGUCCGGCAUAAAGAUGAUGCAACUACUGAGGGCCGAUAAAAUUAUAAUACCAGAAACUGACCUGAAACAAGUCGAAAUACGACUCAAUAAAGUGACAGUGCCUGACAAAGAGACCACUUAUUGGUGUCACAUACAAAAGCUCGAUAGUUUCCUGCAACAAAAACAUCAUAUUGUUCAAUUUGAACCGAUCAUUACGACACCGGGUCUUGUCCAUCACAUGGAGGUGUUUCACUGUGAAACCGACUGGGACGUUGAAAUUCCGCUCUACAACGGCGAUUGUCAACAGAUGCCCGAAGAGGCAAAAGUUUGUUCGAAAGUUAUUGCCUUGUGGGCCAUGGGUGCGAGUACAUUCACUUAUCCGCCCGAGACUGGAUUACCCAUUGGCGGCAAAGCAUACAAUCCGUACAUUCGACUCGAGGUGCACUUCAAUAAUCCAGAAUUUGAGAAAGGUCACAUCGAUAGUUCAGGAAUGCACAUUAAAAUGGUUUCAAAACUGAGGCAAUUCGAUGCUGGUGUCAUGGAAUUGGGCCUUGAGUACACGGACAAAAUGGCCAUACCACCGGGCCAAGUGGCAUUUCCGUUGAGCGGCUAUUGCAUUGCCGAAUGCACAGAAUUGGCUUUACCUCCAUCCGGCAUUGUUGUUUUCGGUUCGCAGCUGCACACUCAUCUGCGUGGCGUACGAAUUUUAACACGACAUUUUCGUGGUUCCGAGGAAUUGCGAGAACUAAAUCGUGAUGAUUAUUAUUCACAUCAUUUUCAGGAAAUGCGAAAUUUGCAUUACAAGCCACGAGUUUUACCGGGCGAUGCCUUGGUUACCACCUGCUAUUACAAUACCGUUGGCUAUGAAAAGGCUACACUUGGCGGUUUCUCCAUUAGCGAUGAAAUGUGCGUUAAUUACAUCCACUACUAUCCCGCCACCAAGCUGGAGGUCUGCAAGAGCUCCGUAUCAGAGGAUGCCUUAGAGAAUUAUUUCAUCUAUAUGAAAAAGAAGGAACAUCAGCGCCACAUACAUUUGAAUGGAGCACGUUCGAAGAAUUAUCGCAGCAUCAAGUGGACACAACCACGGGUCGAUCAAUUGUAUACAAUGUACAUAGAGGAGCCACUUAGUAUGCAGUGCAACAAAUCUGAUGGCUUCCGUUUUGAGGGCUACGAAUGGGAGGGUGCACCCAUAACAACGGUCCAAAUCAAAAUCCCAAUGCAAAGAAAAGUGUGCCCUCACUACAAUCCGUUGUGGUUGAAACCACUGGAUAGGGGCGAAUGUGAUUUGCUGGGCGAGUGUAUAUACUAAGGCGUGGUGCGAAUGCUGUUGCGGAUGGAUUGAGGUGGCAGAAGUCGAGACCAAAGGAUACAGAGUUCGAAGUAUGAAUGUAAGCGAAGAGUAUUGGCAAGCUGACACAAUGUGUAUUUUUUUUUUGUUGCAUCCAGGAAGACUUAGAACAACGUAUAUGCACUGCAAUUGAGAAAUGCAGAAAUGAAACAGAAACCAAAAAGUUAUUGAAUUUUAUUUUGGGUAUUAUGUUUAUUUAUUUUUUUCAUAUUACUCUCAAAGAGCAAACACGUUUUUGUAUAACAAAUUCUUUUCGAUUUCAUCGAGAUUAUGUUGACGCUAAGGGUUCACUGGCUUGCAAAAUGAUAGUAGAAUAUUAUUUUCCAUAGAACCUUCAUAUAUAUUUCAAGGAACUUUAUUUGUUUUCA